CUUAAAAUCUACUCCUUGUAACUUUUGUAACUUUCUGGUAACUUUCCCAAUUCAACGUUCUCCAUUCUUUUCCAUUCUUCCUCCGGUUCUCUUAAAAAAAGAAUCGUUGAUUCCCGUACAACACUCAAAGCAUGACAGCCGAUGAGAGAUCCCCGCUACUCCGAGAUGGAGUCGUUCCGAAAACGACUAAGGUCGCGAAGACCACCCGCACCGUCUUCGGUCCGGCUAAUCGUAUCCUGCUCGCCGGUUUUAUGAUGUCGUUCACGCUCGGCAUCACUCAAGUCCCCAUCAUCUAUGUAUUCCGUCUAAUGGAAUGCAACAUAUUCUACACCCACAAUCCCCCCUUUGAAGGUCCGGGAGAUCGCUGUCACCGUAGAGAAAUCAAUGCGGGAACAGCCACACAGGUCUCUAUUCUAGGCAUGUCGACUUCAUUUAGCGGAGUCUUUAACUUAUUCAUAUGCGGUUACUUCAUCAAGCGCUGGGGUCCGCGUUGGGCUUUCGUUUCACAAACCGCCCUACUUGGGUUGAGAGUGUCAACGCAGGUCGUCGGUGUAACAAUUGGUGGCCGGACGGGCGAAAUUCUUUUCCAGGCUUUUCAAGCCAUCGGGAUCGUCGGAGGGCCCCGGGGCUUUCAGCUUGUUUUAAACACUGCCGUCAGUGAAAUAGUCGCUCCGAAGGACCGCACCGCCGUAUUUGGACGAUUGCAAGGGUCAAUCAUGUUAGGAACAGCCUUUGGAUUUCUUCUGGGAGGCGUGCUUGGUGACGUCUACAACAUUAGACGCCCUUUUGAGACGGCGUUCUUCCUUUACGUUGUCUGCACGCUGUAUGGGGCAUUUUUCUUGCCGACGAAGACAGGGAACGAGUCCGUCAGCCAGAAGAAAGGCAACCAGGGCAUUGGUGCCUUUUUCGCACCUAUCAAGAUAAUUGCGCCUCACAAGUACCGCCUCGAGACGGGUCAAGUGAUUAAGAAUUACAGCUUGAUUUUCCUUGCUCUAGGUAUCUUCCUUGGCGUUUUCGCUUCCGGAUACGCCCCUAUCUUGUUACAAAUGUACGCUACAUCCGAAUUCAAUUUCGGUACUACCGAGAAUGGUUACCUAAUGUUCGGAAACUCGGCUAUUCGCGGUACCUUCUUGCUGUUUGUGUUUCCGAAAAUUAUUUCGGCCGGUCGCGUUUGGUUUAACGGUAUACCACCCACUUUAACGGAUGCAAGGGAGCCGGAGUCGGAACCGGAAGGCCGUAUACCUCUCAAUCCAGGGGACUUUGAAGCCGACGAGGGCGGAGAAGUUCCCCAGGAACCAGUACAAUCACCGGAUGCAGACGAAGAGGACUCGGGUACCGGGUUUGAUUUGUUCUUCGUCCGAUGGAGUCUCGUCGUCGAUUCGAUGGUGACAUUUUUCGCCGGAUUUUCUAGAGAAGGUUGGCAGGUAUACCUUGCUGGCUACCUAUUGCCGUUUGCUUCGGGGUCAGCACCAGCCGCGAAGGGGGUCAUGACUGAAUUAUGUCCCCCGGACAAGAGACAGGAUGCGAUUAGUGCAAUCACGUUGGUGGAAAGCACAGCUACAUUACUCACACAAGGUCUUUUCGGCCUGAUCUUUGCUGGCUUCUCUGAAGUCGGUCGACCGAGUUUAACAUUUUUCUAUAAUGCCGGACUUGCCGUGUUCGGGUUUUUGGUCUUGUUCAUGGCGCACCUACCACCGCUGAACAGCAAGAGAAUCGACGAGGAGGAUUCGGAAACUGAGACUGAAGCAUAACUUCGCCAAUUAUCAAGCAUAACCCCAUUGAAGAAAUGCAUUAGCAUAAAUAGACGCAUCAUGUUAGAUAUAAGCAUGAAAUUGACGGAAAGGUACGCAUUCAUAACUACGGAGGAAAAGAAAGCUAAUUCUCUCGACGAGCUCGCAUGAAAACCACCAAUAUUCACUGUUAGAUAGAACGGUACAUACCAUAUGUAUAUGGAUAGUUAUUCCUAAUACCUACCUCCACGCGCCUACAUAAGAUGGGUAGA
This is a messenger RNA of Hypoxylon trugodes, 2002 nucleotides long. RefSeq names its product major facilitator superfamily domain-containing protein. The transcript has 7 exons. Bases 132 to 1751 code for a protein of 539 amino acids. The record is from RefSeq and is a predicted model, not a curated record. Gene Ontology annotation, cellular component: membrane. Gene Ontology annotation, biological process: transmembrane transport. Lineage: Eukaryota; Fungi; Ascomycota; Sordariomycetes; Xylariales; Hypoxylaceae. Gene Ontology annotation, molecular function: transmembrane transporter activity.